Molecule: messenger RNA, 2882 nt
Organism: Sarcophilus harrisii (Tasmanian devil)
Lineage: Eukaryota; Metazoa; Chordata; Mammalia; Dasyuromorphia; Dasyuridae
Gene: LHFPL6
Product: LHFPL tetraspan subfamily member 6
Exons: 4
Coding region: 1277-1879 (200 amino acids)
Cellular component (GO): membrane
Source: RefSeq, a predicted model, not a curated record
GACCUUUUCCAUAGCUGUCUGCCAGAGGCGGCUGUUGGUAUCCCUGACCACCCGCAAACAAAGAUCCUACUCUCUCUCCUCUUCCAUUCUGAAAUACACACCCACCUCUUAGAGACCUUUCAAAGUGGUAGGGUUCGACAGCAGGCGAUUCGUAUUGUAAAGACUAGAGCCUGGAACUUUGAGGCUCGGCUGCCUCCUGAGAGCAUCCCUUAAGGAAGACAAGGAAACCAGGCAUAGAGGUUAAAGGAGAAGAGGCAAUAAGGGCGUGUCUUCAUUUAACACCAUAGGAUGGCCGCAAGAAAGCAGCCAACUUCCCCAUUUUUCUGUCUCCGUCUUCUGGUCCGUUUUCGUCUUCUGGUUUACCUCCCUCCCUUCCCCCGCCCCUUCUCCCCACGUCCCACUAACACUACUUAGUAAAGACGUUGGGGGGGGGGGGGAGGCGGGGGCAGGGAGGUACGGAAAGAUUACUAUACUCGUUAUUCCCUAACUGAGAAACAUUCCCAUUUGGGAGAAGGUUUGAAAACCCGUUCCCUGCCUCCUACACCCCCACUCCCCCUCCAAUAGCCCUCCUAGCUCUCCAGGAAUGUCCUCAUCCGCCCGCCUCAGUUCGCGCUCUGUCUGCGGCGGGGUCCCACCGGGUGCAAGGGGGAGGGGAGAAGAGCGAGGGGAGGGCUGGGGAGGAGAGGGGAGGAGGCUGGCUGUGCGUGCCUUGCCUGCCAAAGGGAGAUCUGUUCAUCUGCGUGUGAUCCUGGCCGCCCCGGCGCGUCCACAUCCCUCCUUCUCUGGAGCACAGCGUAGCAGCAGCGGCGGCGGCGGCGGCGGCAGCGGCAGCACCAGCAGCAGGAGUUUGAAAUAUCUCUGCUCCUUCCUCCUGGAAAACCUGUCCACCCGGCGCGCCCUUGCCUCCCACAGGAUUAUAGCUUUCUAAAGUCAGCUUUCCAGUCUUUGGCCGGGAGGCAGAAGACAAGGCUGGGGCGUCUUUUUCGUGGAUGUUACUGCUCGGGAAAGGCAGCAAGUUGCAUGUGCGUCCGGGACCGGGAAGGAAAGGAGCCAGCCGCCUUGCGAACCAUGGACUAUUCUCCUUACUACAGAAGAAAAGAAGUUGAUGGCCAGUAAAAUUUAAGAUUGCCUCAAUCAGAAGAUUUUCCAAAGCUAAAGGAUUAAGACUUCCUGUGAGUCUUCCUUUGACAUAUCAAUACUCUUUAUUCUCAGGAACAACUUAGUUCUGGUCCUUUGUGGGUCCUCAUUGCAGCUUCUAGUGUUUUUGGAUGAAAUCAUGGCAUCUAGCCUAACCUGCACAGGUGUGAUAUGGGCGCUGCUCUCCUUUCUCUGUGCUGCAGCCUCCUGUGUAGGCUUCUUCAUGCCUUACUGGCUUUUGGGAUCCCAAAUGGGAAAACCAGUGUCCUUUGGCACUUUUCGGAGGUGCUCAUAUCCAGUGCAUGAUGAGAAUCGCCAGACGAUGGUGAUGGUGGAGGAAUGUGGGCGCUAUGCCUCCUUUCAAGGUAUCCCCAGUGCAGAAUGGAGGAUCUGUACUGUAGUGACUGGGCUGGGUUGUGGCCUUCUUCUCCUGGUGGCACUGACUGCCCUCAUGGGUUGCUGUGUGUCUGAGCUCAUCUCAAGAACAGUCGGCAGGGUGGCAGGAGGAAUUCAGUUCCUAGGGGGCUUGUUGAUUGGGUCUGGCUGUGCUCUUUAUCCUCUGGGCUGGGACAGUGAAGAAGUCCGGCAGACCUGUGGUUACAUUUCUGACCAGUUUGACCUAGGUAAGUGUGAAAUUGGCUGGGCUUACUACUGCACUGGUGGGGGAGCAGCCACAGCCAUGCUGCUCUGUACUUGGCUCGCCUGCUUUUCUGGAAAAAAACAAAAACAGUACCCAUACUGAUGGUUCCAAGGAUGGUACAAGGAGAUACAGGUGAAAAGGAAUGAGGGCCGAGAGACUGAAGAAUUAAGCACCAUGCAAGCUUGGAAAGAGGGAUCUGUACUCUUAUCUAACACAAUGCUUAUAACUUGAGAUUGAAUGUUCUUGAGGCCAUAAUCUAACACAGGGUGGGAUGGAAGAUAGGAGGGAGGAGGGAGAUUUUAAAAAGCAAUGGGUAUAUAAAGAAGGGGAACACAAAUGGACCAAAGUCUAAAGACAUUGUAGAAAAUAAGAUGCUUCCCCCACCCCUAAGUAUUACUGGCCUGCUCUAUAAGGAUGCAGGAAGUUGUCUUUGGUUGUAAUGUUUAAACUAAGCAAGACUGUAUAGUAAAUGACCAGGGGAAACAGUAUUGUGUUGGAAGACAGGGUAAUCUCCCAAAAUUUCCUUUAGGCUUGGUACUCCUGAAAGCACACAUACACACAUUCACUCUCACAUACAUGCACACAGAGAUAAACAUAUAUGCAUACACACACACACAUGCACACACAUGGAAAACAUGGCACAGAUUAAAAUAGAAAUUUAGACAGUACAUUACUUUUUGUCUUUCUUUUUUAUCAUUUAAAGUUGAGUCUUAUCCCAUUAUAAAUCAUACAUUAAUCCUAAUAAAUGGACCAAUAAGCCACUUUAUCAGUAUUUUGUAUAUCCUGCAUAAACUCCCUCAACAUAUAAUCACUGUUUAUUCAGACUUUUAAAAUUAAGCUUCUGUAAUUUCAGCAUUCUACUAAGAAUGCCUUAUUUUACACUAUAUGCAGCUCCUGCUGCUGAAGCUAUUGACUUAAAGGGACAGCUUUUUGUCCAAGGGAAGGAUGAAUUUACUUUGUGAUAGAUGAUAAGUAUAAGGAGAAAACAUUUGCUUUUGUUUCAUGAUUGUCAUACUGUGUUGUAUCCUCAUUUGUUUCAAUAUUCAUUUUUGUAAAAAAAAAAAAAGUGCUAUUUUAUGUUUGUAUUUUAAAAGCUCUGUGAAUA